Messenger RNA from Dermacentor andersoni, 1011 nucleotides. The record is from RefSeq and is a predicted model, not a curated record. Lineage: Eukaryota; Metazoa; Arthropoda; Arachnida; Ixodida; Ixodidae.
AUGGAAUAUCAAGUCGCAGACGCCUCCAUCAGCCCUGCCGAGCUUGAAGCUGACUCACGCUGGGUCGGGGCCGUGAAAGCACACCGUACAGCCGCGGCCCACCAUCCCAUCGUCUCGCCACCGCCUGCCUCGCCACCAUCGAAGACCCCCUGCACUACCACUCUCCGUCGUCGCCUCCCAGCGGAGGACUUCAAGAUCGUCUACAGACCGGGAGGAGGGCUUGACCUCCGCACAACCACUAACGGAGCCCUGCUCCAAAUCCUUUGCACUCAUGCCACCAUCGACUACGCCACCGCACGCACCGCCGACCGUGUACAGAUAAUCCAUGGGGCGUUCCAAAUCCAUCUUCAUCACCUUCGUCGGCGCUUCUACCCUCCCCUCCACCAUCGUCUUCAACUGCGGGGCCUACCGCUGCCACCCGUUCUGCCCGAGAGCCGAGGCCUGCACGAAGUGCUGGGCUCCUGGCCACCGCGCGGAUGUCUGCACCAAGCCCAAGUCCGCCCUCUGUCACCGCUGCGGCCAGGCCCACAAGCCAGUCGAGCCCCCGACCUGCGUCCCCUGCUGCAUCCUGUGCAAGGGAGCCCACAUCACAGGCUCGCGCCCGUGCGGGCUCUGGUUCGACCGGAACGGCUGGUCAUCGCUUCCAGCCACCUCCAAGCACCAGCCUCCCCCACCAGCGCCACCCACCGGGCGCAUCCUCAAGACCUCGCGGCCUUCCCGCCCCCGCCGCCACUGUCUCCCGUGGUGCCCAGUCUACCAGCCGCCACUCUCUCCUUCCCGCCUCUGCCUAGGUCCGAGGCGUCCACCUCCCCCGCCACCACAUCACCGGUAAGCUGGAAACCGCAGCCUCACACGUCGGACCCCCAAACCGCGGCCCUCGAAGCCACUAUCGCUGCCCAGCAGCUUCAAAUUCCCGAGCUGUCGCGCCAGCUGCAGGCGGCGCUAGUGCGUCUGUCCUCCUCCACUCCUCCUCUUCCUUCCCCAGCUCCCGCACCUCCACAGCCGCAGUAG